Molecule: messenger RNA, 6352 nt
Organism: Drosophila virilis
Lineage: Eukaryota; Metazoa; Arthropoda; Insecta; Diptera; Drosophilidae
Gene: Abl
Product: tyrosine-protein kinase Abl
Biological process (GO): protein phosphorylation
Molecular function (GO): ATP binding; protein binding; non-membrane spanning protein tyrosine kinase activity
Source: RefSeq, a predicted model, not a curated record
AUGGGCGCACAGCAGGGCAAGGAGCGCGGCUCCCAUUCGAGCGGCGGGGGUGGCGGCGGCGGUGGCGGACAUGGCGGCACCGUUAGCUGCAUCGGCGUCUCCAGCAGCAGUCCCGUUGCAUCCGGCUCGCCGCACUGCAUCAGCGGCGGCGCUUCCGUUGGCGCCCUCAGCGCUGGCUCCACAUUGCGCAGCUCGCGCAUCAAAUCCCACCAAUCGGCGGGACAUGGCGGUAGCAUCGGCUCGAGCGGCUCCAGCGGCUUGUCGGCGCAUCGCAGCGGCUCGAAUGCGAAUCACAAGGAUAACCGUUGCAAUCCCAGCGUCGGCUUAAACAUAUUUACCGAACACAAUGGUACCAAGCACAGCUCUUUUCGCGGCCAUCCCGGCAAAUAUCACAUGAAUUUAGAGGCGCUGCUCCAGUCGCGUCCGCUGCCACACAUUCCGGCCGGGAGCACAGCGGCCGCGCUUCUGGCUGAUGCCGCUGAGCUACAGAGCCAGGAAUCGCCGGUGCUCGGUGCUCCACUGGGCGGCGGUGUGCACAGCUCGGCGACAUCUGUGUUCGAGUCGGCGCAUCGCUGGACCUCCAAGGAGAAUCUGCUGGCACCCGGCCCCGAGGAGGAUGAUCCUCAGCUAUUUGUGGCGCUUUACGAUUUUCAGGCGGGCGGCGAAAAUCAGCUGAGCCUCAAGAAGGGCGAACAGGUGCGCAUACUCAGCUAUAACAAAUCCGGCGAAUGGUGUGAGGCGCACUCCGACUCCGGCAACGUGGGCUGGGUGCCCUCCAACUAUGUAACGCCGCUGAACUCGCUGGAGAAACACUCCUGGUAUCAUGGACCCAUCUCCCGUAAUGCCGCCGAGUAUCUGCUCAGUUCCGGCAUCAAUGGCAGCUUCCUGGUGCGCGAAAGCGAGAGCUCACCCGGGCAGCGCAGCAUCAGUCUCAGAUACGAGGGUCGCGUCUAUCACUACCGCAUCUCCGAAGAUCCAGACGGCAAAGUCUUUGUUACGCAGGAGGCCAAAUUCAAUACGCUUGCCGAGCUAGUGCAUCAUCAUAGUGUGCCGCACGAGGGUCACGGUCUGAUCACACCGCUGCUCUAUCCGGCACCCAAGCAAAACAAACCCACAGUCUUUCCAUUGAGUCCCGAGCCCGAUGAGUGGGAGAUUUGCCGCACGGACAUCAUGAUGAAGCACAAACUGGGCGGCGGCCAAUACGGCGAGGUGUACGAGGCGGUCUGGAAGCGCUAUGGCAACACGGUGGCCGUCAAAACGCUCAAGGAGGAUACCAUGGCGCUCAAAGACUUCCUCGAGGAGGCGGCCAUCAUGAAAGAGAUGAAGCAUCCAAAUCUCGUGCAGCUAAUCGGUGUCUGCACCCGUGAGCCACCCUUCUACAUCAUCACAGAGUUCAUGUCGCACGGCAAUCUGCUGGACUUUUUGCGCUCGGCGGGCAGAGAGACACUGGACGCGGUGGCCCUACUGUAUAUGGCCACGCAGAUAGCGUCGGGCAUGAGCUAUCUGGAGUCGCGCAAUUAUAUCCAUCGUGAUCUGGCGGCACGCAAUUGCCUGGUGGGUGACAACAAGCUGGUCAAGGUGGCCGAUUUUGGGCUGGCACGUCUGAUGCGCGAUGAUACAUAUACGGCGCAUGCGGGCGCCAAGUUUCCCAUCAAAUGGACCGCCCCCGAGGGAUUGGCAUACAAUAAGUUUAGCACCAAGUCGGAUGUAUGGGCCUUUGGUGUGCUGCUCUGGGAGAUUGCGACAUACGGGAUGUCGCCGUAUCCCGGGAUUGAUCUAACCGAUGUUUACCAUAAGCUAGAGAAGGGCUAUCGCAUGGAGCGACCGCCGGGCUGUCCGCCGGAGGUGUACGAUCUAAUGCGGCAGUGCUGGCAAUGGGAUGCAGCGGAUCGGCCCACGUUCAAGAGCAUACACCAUGCGCUGGAGCACAUGUUUCAGGAAUCGUCCAUCACCGAAGCGGUCGAGAGACAGCUAAAUGCCACAGCCACCGGCUCCGGCUCCCAAGCAGUGGCUGGUGUUGCCACAGCGACGGCCAGCGCCUCCUCCUCAGCGUCCGCCUCGCUCAGCUUGACGCCACAAAUGGUCAAGAAAUGCCUGCCCAGCGUUGACCACCAGCAACAGCAGCAGCAGCAGCAACAGCAGCUGGCCAGCACGCCCAUGUCAGAAACCGGCUCCACGUCCACCAAGCUGAGCACCUUCUCCAGCCAGGGCAAGGGCAAUGUGCAAAUGCGACGCACCACCAAUAAGCAAGGCAAACAGGCCCCAGCUCCGCCCAAGCGCACCAGCCUGCUCUCUAGCAGUCGGGACUCGACAUAUCGCGAGGAGGAUGCACGCAACUUCAUCGAUGAGCUCAACACGAAUGGUAGUAGUAGAAACUUCCACUUCAACUCCAACAACAUUUUAAGCCAGACCCUAUGUAGAAAUUUUAAAACCCAAAUUCCAACCCAGACACAAAUACGUACACAACAACAACAACAACAACAAAAACAACUAUUAUUACAACCAGUACAACAACAACAACAACAACAACAAACGUAUUCGAUUAAAAAAUCAUCCUCCUGCAGUAGUUUCCUUUACGACAUCCUAUUUCGAGGUCUCACGCGGGACAUCAACAAUUUGACGCAGCGCUAUGACUCGGAAACAGAUCCGGCUGCAGAUCCCGAUACAGAUGCCACCGGCGACAGCCUGGAGCAGAGCCUGACAGCAGCCGCCACGCCGCCCAACAAGAUGCAGCAUUCGCUGCAUGGCGGUGUCUCGGGCGGCAUUGGACCGCGCUCAUCGCAGCAGCACAGCUCCUUCAAGCGGCCCGUGAUGGGCAAUCGUGGCCUGGAGACGCGCCAGAGCAAACGUUCCCAGCAACAUCCAGCUGCAGCCCGGGAGCCACUGACUCCAGGCAAUGGCAGUAUCACGACCAAUGGCAAUGGCGGAACACCUGUGCUGCCCGCUCAUCCCAUCACCGUGGGCGCUCUGGAGGUGAUGAAUGUGAAGCGUGUCGUCAAUCGGUAUGGCACCUUGCCAAAGGUGGCGCGCAUUGGCGCCUUCCUGGACAGCCUGGAGGACAGCAGCAGCAGCGGCAACAGCAGCAGCAACAGCAACACAGAGACAUCGGCCAAUGGCCAUGCCACGCCCCCAGCACGAGCCCCGCCCACUGUGCCCGUGGCCAGCAAGCAGCAGCAGGCGCAGCCAGCGCAGCCACAGCAGAUGAUCAGAAGCAACUCGUCGGGCGGCGUGACCAUGCAGAACAAUGCUGCCGCCAGUCUCAAUAAGCUGCAGCGACAUCGCACCACCACGGAGGGCACCAUGAUGACCUUCUCAUCGUUUCGCGCCGCCGGCAGCAGCAGCAAUUCCCCGAAACGUGGCGGCGGCGGCGGCGUAGCACAGCCAGCGCUGGCCAAUCUAGAGUUUCCGCCGCCUCCGCUGGAGGAAUUCGAGGCACUGCCGCCACCACCGCCGCCGCCAGCGCCCGAAAGCGCCGUCCAGGCCAUACAACAGCAUCUGCAUGCGCAGCACAGCAGCAGCAACGAUGUCAGCAAUACGGCGCCCAGCGUCGAGGAGGCCAGUUCCCGUUUCGGUGUCUCGCUGCGCAAACGUGAGCCCUCGACGGACUCGUGCAGCUCGCUGGGCACGCCGCCCGAGGCGCCACCACCAGCAGUAGCUGCAGCCCAGCCAGCUGAGAAGAGUCUGAAUCUUAAAGAGAAGCUCAUCACGGAGAUUAAGUCGGCGGGUAAGCCGGCCGAAACAACCGUUGGCUAUGCCAAUGGCAGUGCACCGCCGGCCGCGGUUGUUGAUCCCGUCGCACAGCUGGUCACCGAGCUGGCCGAGAGCAUGAAUCUGCCUAAGCAGACGAAGCUGACCAACGGCAACUGCAACAACAGCAGCAACAGCAACAGCAGCAACAACAACAACUUCAAGGCGCAGCUGAAGAAAGUGGAGCCAAAGAAACUGAAUGCGCCCAUGCCAAAGGCCGAGCAGCCCUCAAAUAUAAUUGACUUUAAGGCGCAUCUGCGCAAAGUGGACAAGGAGCAGCCACAGCAGCCGUCACAGGUGCAACAGUCUCCGCAACAGCCACAACAACAACAUUCGCCCAAUGCCAAUUGCAGCAUGCGCAAGGAUGAAACCGGAAAUGUCAAAAAGUUAGCUGCAAAUCAAAAGACUGAAAUCAAAAUCGAUGUAAACAACUCGAACGCGGAUGCGGAUGCCGCCAGCGCCGGCUACGGCGAAACUGGCACCGUGACAGACGCUGGCAAGCGGCGCAGCACAGGUAGUAUUAAUAGCUUAAAGAAACUUUGGGAACAGCCGCCGCCGGUAGCUAGCGGCGACUAUGCGAGCACCUCAAUCCCACAAGCGGCACAGACCGCCCAAUUGUCACCCAAAUAUGGGCUAAAGGCAGCCCAGCCCGUUGUCAAUGCCAAACUGUUUGGCAUUAAACCGCCGCCGGCGGCACCGCCACCACCGCCCCCAAUUAGCAGCACUCCAUGCACAACCACAACAGCACAGUCCCAGCAAGCAGAAGCAGCAGCAGCAGCAGCCGCAGCAGCAGCAGCAGCAGUUGCCACAAAAUUAGCUGCAACAAGUCCCACAACAACAGCAAUAAAAACAUCUCUUUCAACGCAACUCUUCACAGAUGCCGAGGGCAGCAGCAGCGAGGAGCAGACAGCAGCCGACCAGCAAGCGGAGCACAUGACGCGAUCGCUCUAUGACAGCGAGCAGCUACAGUACCAAUCCAACUCCAACUCCAAUUCGCCGUCAUCCGCUGUCAAUACGCAGCCGCAGCAGCAGCAGCCACCAAGCCAGAGCAAUGCCAACAAUAAGCUGAACAGCGCGGGAGCGGGCCAGACUAAGCCUGCGGUGCCGCACAAGCCCACCAAGUUGACUAUAUAUGCCACGCCCAUUGCCAAAAUCGCCGGCAUUGGCGUGGGCGUGGGCAGCGGUGGCGGCGUCGGCGGCGGGGCUGAUAACAGCCUCAUCAAUUCAACGCAAAUCUCAAGGGAGAGCAUACUGGAACUGGUCACGCUGCUGGAGGGCUCACUCAAGCAUCCAGUGAAUGCCAUUUCGGCCUCGCAGUGGCUGCAGCUCAGCGACAAGCUGAACAUAUUGCAGAACUCGUGCGUGGUGUUUGCAGAGAAUGAAUCGAUGCCGCCGCACUCGAAAUUCCAUUUUCGGGAACUGGUGACGCGCGUCGAGACGCAAUCGCAGCAUCUGCGCACCGCGGGCAGCAAAAAUGUGCAGGACAACGAGCGACUGGUGGGCGAAGUGGGCCAGUCCCUCAAGCAGAUAUCGAAUGCCCUGCACAGGUAAAUGAUAAGAACGGGGAUGGACGCACAGCGGAGCGGUGUGGCCGACAACAACGGCGCCGCCAUUUGGCUGGACGCCGAGGGCAAUUUUAUCAAGCGCAAGCAACCACAGUGAUACGAUAUAUAUAUAUACAUACGUAUAUAUAUAUAACCACAUUGCUUCCACCAUCCCCCAUCUUCCGGAGAGGCCCACGGAAACAAACACAACGAACUGGAACAGAAAAAUGGAUUGAACUAAACGAAGACCUAACUGCAAGGGCCAGCGAACAGGCACAGGCGCCAACAGACAAGAGAACAACAACAACAAAAACAAAAACAAACUACAACUAUUAUUAAUUAUUAAUAACUAAAUAUAUAUAUAUAUAUAUAUACAUAUACUAUAUAUAGUAGUUGGUGGCAUGUAGUACCGACUACCGUAGUAUUUAGUAGCCGUAGCGAUUAUACAUACAUCUAGUCAUAUAUCCGAUGCAUCCGCUUAUAUCGUGACAGGGAGGCAGGGAGAGACAGAGAGCGAGAAAAUGAAGGAGAAUAAUAGAAAGAGAGAGAGGGAGAGAGAGCGCGAGUGAGUGGGCUUCAAAACUGAGUUGCAAAGCAAAUUUCUUCUAUAUAGGCAUUUUUCCGACUAAACGCCGUCUUCUAUUUUUUUAAUUCUAAAUUAUAUAUGUAUACACAAAAAAAAAAUGCCACUUCACACACAACUUUUUUCACAAUCAACCUUUUUUUUUUUGUUUAAUCAAGCUAAAGCUUCGUUUUUAUAAACAUUGAAAGACAUAAAAGUGCAUAUGGCGGGCGGGUUGAGUGCAUGAAAUAAUGAAUGAAAUAUAUAUUCAUAGAAUAUCUCAAUAAAUUAGUAAUUAUACUGCACACACAGACACACACGCAUAUAUAUAUACAUACAUUUUACACAUCUAUAUAUAUAUAUAUAUAUAUUUACUAGUCGGUAAAAGUGUUUUUAGUAUACCUAUACAAGAUACAUAUAUAUAUAUAAAUAUAUAAUUUAAUACGUGCGUACAUUAUAUGUAAUACGAUUGCCCGUUAAAAAUCGAAAACUCAAUUUA